Miscanthus lutarioriparius is the source of this 1431-nucleotide messenger RNA. NCBI's taxonomy places the organism in Eukaryota, Viridiplantae, Streptophyta, Magnoliopsida, Poales, Poaceae. The record is from the annotation of a GenBank genome assembly.
AUGAGUAGCUUGCCACUGGACGCGCCAAUGAAGCCACUGGACCCCCAUGCCAUCGCCGGCGACUCGCAGGCCAUUCUAGAAUUCCUCGCCGAGUACUACCGCGACGUGGACAAGUACCCGGUGAGGGCGGCGGACCUGGAGCCAGGCCGGGUCCGCAAGCUGCUCCCCGAGGCCGCGCCAGAGCACGGCGAGCCGAUGGAGCACAUACUGGAGGACGUGAGGCGGGACAUCCUGCCGGGGCUCACCCACUGGCAGAGCCCCCGCUUCUUCGCCUUCUUCCCGAUGAACGCCAGCUCCGCUGGGCUGGCCGGGGAGAUGCUGUCGGUGGGCCUCAACGUCGUGCCCUUCGUGUGGGCCGCGUCGCCGGCCGCCGCGGAGCUCGAGAGCGUCGUCGUGGACUGGAUGGCGCGGCUGUUCGGCCUCCCGCGCCGGUUCCUCUUCUCCAGCGGCGGCGGGGGCGUGCUGCAGGGGAGCACGUGCGAGGCCGUGGUGUGCACGCUCGCCGCCGCGCGGGACCGCGCGCUGGGUAGGCUCGGCGGGCACGAGGCCAUCGCCAGGCUGGUGGUCUACGCCUCCGACCAGACGCACGCCACGUUCCAGAAGGGCGCCCGGCUCGUCGGGAUCCCGCCCUCCAAUUUCCACGUCAUCAGGACGUCGGCGGCUUCCGGGUACGGUCUCACCGCGGAAGCCGUCCGCGCGGCCGUCGACCACGACGUCGGCCUCGGGCUGGUGCCGCUGUACCUCUGUGCCACGGUGGGCACGACGGGGCUCGGCGCCGUCGACCACGUUCGCGAGCUCGGGGAGGAGGCGCUCCGCCACGGCAUGUGGAUGCACCUCGACGCAGCGUACGCCGGCAGCGCCGCCAUCUGCCCGGAGUUCCAGGACUACCUCGACGGCGCGGAGCUCGCCGACUCGUACCUCAAGAAUGUCGGCGCGGACGACGACGGCGCAGGAAAGGCGCCGGCCGCCAUAGACUACAAGGACUGGCAGAUCUCCAUGACGCGCCGGUUCCGUGCCAUCAAGCUCUGGGUCAUACUGCGGCGGUACGGUGCGGCUGGCAUGCGCGCGCACAUCCGCCGGCACGUCGCAGCAGCCAAGUGGUUCGAGCAGAGGGUGGCGGCCGACGAGCGCUUCGAGGUGGUGGUCCCGAGGAGGUUCUCCCUGGUAUGCUUCCGCCUCGCACCGCGGUCCGGCCUGGACGACGACGGCGACGACGACGCCACGAACCACGUGAACCGGGAUCUCCUCGCGGCGGUGAACGCGAGCGGGCGGGCGUUCAUGACGCACUUCGUGGUGGACGGCAAGUUCGUGAUCCGGCUAGCUGUCGGCGGUGCCUCGACGGAGCUGCAGCACGUCAUGGAGGUGUGGGACCUGCUGCAGGGCAAGGCUGCUGAGGUUCUACAGCACUAUGUGAAGCCUAACGGGCUCUAG